Messenger RNA from Harpia harpyja (harpy eagle), 3186 nucleotides. It is a transcript of the gene ZDHHC18, whose product is annotated as zinc finger DHHC-type palmitoyltransferase 18. The coding region runs from base 58 to 1143 and encodes 361 amino acids. Gene Ontology annotation, cellular component: endoplasmic reticulum; Golgi apparatus. NCBI's taxonomy places the organism in Eukaryota, Metazoa, Chordata, Aves, Accipitriformes, Accipitridae. The transcript has 8 exons. The record is from RefSeq and is a predicted model, not a curated record. Gene Ontology annotation, biological process: peptidyl-L-cysteine S-palmitoylation; protein targeting to membrane. Gene Ontology annotation, molecular function: protein-cysteine S-palmitoyltransferase activity.
CGGACACGUCCACCGGGCGAGCGGCGCGGCGGGGCCGGGACCGGGCGCUGCGGCGCCAUGAAGGACUGCGAGUACCGGCAGAUCCCGCCGGGGGUAGCGGGGCCGGGACCGGGUACGGUUGUUUCGUCACCUCCGUUAUCCACCGAGCCGGAGCGGGCCGGGCCGGCCCGUCGUCCCCGGCGGAAGUGGGAGGUGUUCCCGGGCCGUAACCGUUUCUACUGCGGCGGUCGCCUCAUGCUGGCUCGGCACAGCGGAGUCUUCGCUCUCACCCUCGGCCUCAUCCUGGCCACCAGCGGCCUCUUCUUCGCCUUCGACUGCCCCUUCCUUGCCAGUCACCUCACCUUGGCCAUCCCCAUCAUUGCAGCCAUCCUCUUCUUCUUUGUCAUCAGCUGCCUGCUGCAGACAAGCUUCAGAGACCCGGGUAUCCUGCCCAGAGCCACCCCAAGUGAGGCCGCAGACCUGGAAAAGCGGAUCGACAGCAUGGGUACCUCUACCUAUCGCCCGCCAGCCCGCACGAUGGAAGUGGUCAUAAACAAGUAUGUGGUGAAACUCAAGUACUGCUACACCUGCAAAAUGUUCCGCCCUCCACGCACCUCUCACUGCAGUGUCUGCGACAACUGUGUUGAGAGGUUUGAUCACCACUGCCCCUGGGUGGGCAACUGCGUGGGGAAGCGCAACUAUCGCUACUUCUAUGCCUUCAUCCUCUCCCUCUCCUUCCUGACAGCCUUCAUCUUCGCCUGUGUCGUCACCCACCUCACUCUGCGCUCUCAGAGAGAUGGAUUCCUUGCCACUCUGAAGACGACACCUGCAAGUGUGCUGGAGCUGGUGAUUUGUUUUUUCUCAGUCUGGUCUAUUUUGGGCCUCUCAGGUUUUCACACUUAUUUAGUUGCUUCCAACCUGACGACAAACGAAGAUAUCAAAGGGUCCUGGUCGAAUAAGAGGGGUUCAGAGUUUGCCAAUCCCUACAGCCAUAAAAGUAUCCUCACAAACUGCUGUGCAGUGCUGUGUGGACCAUUCCAUCCCAGUUUGAUAGACAGAAGAGGAUUUAUCCAGCCAGAUGUCGGGACCCCGGCCAGUCCUAAGAGCGAAAUCCCUUCCUUUGGAGCCAAAACUGACACCAGCAUGGUAGGAGGCGUUCCCUAGCAGUGCUGUGAUGUAGCCCAGUGCCUGCUGUGCCUGCACCUCGCUCCAGCCAGUACCUUCCCCUCUUACCAUCUCCCCAGCCUCAGGCAGGACAGCCCUGUGAUGCAGAGCUGCCAAAGACUCAGUCGAGCCAUAUGUUGCCUUUUUUUUUUUUUUUAAGUUUAUUUAUUAUUUUUUGUUUCACUGUGAUGUGGCCUGUCUGGACUUUGGACUGAGAGAGCCCAACAGCAUGCAAGACCCUCAGAUUUGUGCAGAAAGCAGGGGGUUCCUGCUGCACCUGGGAAGCAAAGAGGUCUGGGGAGCCACCAGACCUUCUGAGUCCGGAGCGUCUGCUCCCGGGGAUCACUCUGUUUCCUGCCAGGAGUCAUGAGGUGGGCUAAUGAUGGGAGCUGGGGACUGGCAAAGGGUUCCCGCUCUGAGCUGGGCUGUCACACCUCAUCUUCUGGGCUGGUGGAGGCAUAAGUUCCCUGGUAUCCCUGUUAUCUUCAUGAACAUGUCCUGCUCCCCUGUGCUGACGUGGAAGGGCUGUUCUGUCUCUUAAUGGCUGGGUUCUCACCUUGACCGCUGCCGGAGUGGCUUUUCUUUUCCAGAAGUGGUUGUGCCUUGGUAAUUCGGGGCUCUUCAGCUAGGAGGACUCUGGCUCCCAGCAGAUGUGGAAGCUAGCUAGAUGUCCCAGCUGCUGUUGAUCCUAUUUUCUGGCUGAUCACUGAGGAGGUGCCGAAGAACUCUAUGUUUUGGCCCUGCCAGUCAGUAAGACAGUGUUUUGCAGCAAGGACACGAGUUAGGAUGACCCUUCUUUUAACAGGGAAGAAGAAACAUGCAGUGUUCUGUGGCUUUUGUCAUGAGAUGCUGGUUGGCAAGGCUACAUUUGAAAGAUUUGGGAACCUUAGCUUGCCAGGAAGGCCUGGUUAUGUCCUGUCUGUACGAGACCAAAAGGCAACAGAAAAGUGCCUGAAUUCCUGAGGGUCAUACCCUUCUAAGGUGAAGUUUCACAGAGGAAGCAGUGAAAUGGGUGCUGAUCUCUGAUAACCUCACGUUGUGCUCUUGGUUUGGGUUUCUGGCCAGCAGACGAGAGCAGGGCUGUCCCCAGCACCUCAGGAGCAAUUCCCGUGUGCUUGGGCUCAUCCACGAGCAUCGCUCCGUGCCUGCGGAGGCAUGGGAGAGCUGGGCUGGGCAGCCAGCUCUGCGUCGCUGACACUGGAGUGUGUGUAGGGGAGAGUCACAGACCUUGUUAGCAAUACUUGAAUUGUGUUAUUAAAAGCUGCUGGAUAUUUUUGCACAAUCUGUAGAUUUUUUUUUUUUUUUUCUGUGUAGAACGUUUUAUAUUUGGUGCAGGUAGCGUUGUGCAUGUUAGCACCAGGACAGGCUUGCAGCGUUUUGUGUCGAGCUGCCUGGUUAGGUUUCCAUGGGUCAGACGCAUGUAUUUCAACCUCAGGCAGAGGCAGCACAUUUCUGGGGGCAGCCUGUCCCCACUGAAUUCACCAGCGUCGUGCUUCGCACACUGCGAAUGACCGCGCCAGCCCGUGCGCAGCUUCGAGGCACGCCGGGCGACGGCAGAGGCACAAGGUUCCCCCGGCCUUACAUUUCUGGCUGGCUGCACGGAGAUCUCGGUGCUUCUUUGCUGUGGCCACCAGCUCUACCUUCCCCUCUGCAAAGAGCCAAGGUGAGAGCACGGGCGACGGCUGCUGAAUUUCUACCGGAUCCCGGCAGAUGGCCCUCACCACCCGGGGAGGCUCCCGGUGAUGCUCUGCCAGCCGCCCCAAUCCUGCACCUUCGUGCCAUUUCACAGGCCAGGUGCUUUAGCGUGUUGCAUCCAGAGAGGCCACCCUGCCCUUCCUUCCCCGCUUCUCCUGCAGGGAUGUCCCCAGCGGGGCUUGUCCGUGGCAGGCGUGGGGCCAGGGCGAGCCGAGCUGUGCGGAGCGGGUCUGGUGCUGGGGAGUGAGGAGCAAUGCGGGGGCUGUUCCCAGGGGCCAAACUCCUUCCUGUUUUUAUUUAAACCGGUUUCCUUUGUUACUCAACAUAAUAAAGUUAUAUUUUUAAAGA